AUGUGGCUGUUCCUGCCGCUGCUGCUGUGCUGGGGCCGCGCUGGCGGCGGCGCCCCGGGGGAGCCCUGCUGGGAAGCGCUGCUGCGCUGCCAGGACGAGCCGGACUGUGGCUCCGCCUACAGCCAGUCGCAGGCGGCCUGCGAGCCGGUGCUGGCCGGGGCCGGAGGAGGGGAGCCCCCCGGCGGCUGCCCCAGCCACUGCAUCGGGGCGCUGGUGCGGCUGAACGGCAGCCGGAGCGGCCCGGCCCUGGAGCGCUGCGAGUGCGGGCAGGACGCGCGCUGCCGCCGGCUGAAGGCGGCCAUCGAGCCCUGCCUGCCCCGGCCCUCCCGCAGCGGCCUGGGCUGCACGGCCGCCCGCUUCCGCUGUCAGCAGGAGCCCGCCUGCCGGGAGCCGCUGGACACCUACUUGGCCCGCUGCGGGCAGCUCUUCAACGGGCGGCGCUGCACGGCCGCCUGCCGGGCCGCCAUGGGGCAGCUGCUGGCCGCGCCGGGGGGCCCCGCGCUGGAGCGCUGCGUUUGCGACGGGCCCGAGCGCCCCUUCUGCCAGGUGCUCAAGGCCAACAUGGGCCGCCUGUGCUCCGGGCCGCCCGCCGAGCCGGGCCCGGACGAGGACUACCGGGACGAGGAGCGGCUUCUGCGGGAAGAGGACGAGGGGCCGGGCGCGGGAGGCGCCUGGGUGCGCUCCGGGGGCCGCUCUCGGGACGCGCCGGCCUGGCGCGCCCUGGCACUGGGGGCCCUGCCGCUGGGGCUCCGGCUCCUCUCCUGGCCCUAG
Emys orbicularis (European pond turtle) is the source of this 771-nucleotide messenger RNA. RefSeq names its product growth arrest-specific protein 1-like. The transcript has a single exon. The record is from RefSeq and is a predicted model, not a curated record. The coding region runs from base 1 to 771 and encodes 256 amino acids. Gene Ontology annotation, biological process: regulation of cell cycle. Lineage: Eukaryota; Metazoa; Chordata; Testudines; Emydidae.